CUCAACAUCGUGUGAGUCAGCGACCGGCCUCCCUAGACCUUCGAGUCACUGUCACUGGGCAGGAUGAUUUACCUGGCCCACACGGCUCACUGGCAGUUCCUGGGCCUGAUGGCUGGGGUCCUGGCGUGGAUCCUCACCAUGACCACAGCCGGCCUCAACGAGUGGCGGCUGUGGCACGUGGCCGAUGUGUCUGUGAUCACCUCGGGCGUGGCCUGGGUGGGUAUCUGGAAGGCGUGCUUCUACAGUCACACCCUUCCCAUAAUGGAGAACUGUCAGAGCAUCAGCAUCUGGGACCACUUUGCUCCUGCAGAGAUCCCUGCGGCUCAGGUGCUGAUGAUGCUGGCGGUGAUCUGCGGCCUGGCUGGGAACAUCAGCGGUGCAGUGGCCAUGAGGAUGGUCUACUUCUCUGUAGCGGAUCGUAGGAACAUAAGGCUGGUCUUCGUGCUGGCAGGGACCCUGUAUGUGCUGACGGGGAUGUUCUGCUUGGUGCCCCUGGUGUGGAACAUGAGCUCUGUGAUGAACAACAGCACCAUAGACUUUCCUCCUGAGUUCCACCUCCCCGCAGCUCCCGUCAGACAGCAAGUUGGUUCGGCCAUCGGAGUGGGUAUCAUUGCCUCCAUUCUGAUGCUCAUAAGCGGGCUGCAUUUCCUGUGUUACCGCUACGCCUGGCAGGCCCUGAGCUCAGACUCCCCCAGGGACACCAGGGAUCCGUGCCACGGUAUCUGGACAGAAGGGGCCCUGGCACAGAAGUGUGAAUUGCCAAAUGGAGACAACCACGGCAGAGACAAUCCUACAUUUCACAGUGAAGACAUCCCAUGAUGGAACAACCUAGUGUAAGGAACAGGGUACUAACUUGCAAUGCGGGAUUUUCACCUUUUUCAUCUGUAGGAAGAUUUCAAAGCAGAAAAGUUCCACAUGAAGCACAGUGUUGCUGAAUCACAAAAUUUAGUUGGCCUUUGUAGUGGAAUGUUUGCCAUGUUAUCUUACCGGAAACACUGCUACACAUGAAUAUAGGACAGCACAUCAAAAUAAAGCAUCACAACUGUCAAGGAUUCAUUUAGACCCACUUAACUUCAACAUAAACAAAAGCUUGCUUUAACUACUAAAUAGAUUAAUAUUCUGAUUUAAAGAAGCACUGACAAUGUGACAUUCAAAUGCCAUUUUAAAGAGCACUCCUUAUUCAUCACAAGUCACACAAGACCAUGCAGAGAAGUUCAGAAAUGUAGGCCUACUUACAGCAGAAAGAAUCAAACCGGUUUACCUUGAGAAAAACGUAGCCCUGUAGGGAGCUAGUGAAGUACAUAAGAAUCCAUCUUUUAACCUGCCAAUAACAGAUUUUUUUUGGCCACUUGGGGACAGCGGAGCAAAAACAACAGAUUUUCACUUUGUAAGUUAAUAUGGCUAACUUAUUAUGAAGCUUGUUAACACAUCCAGCAGAGAUGCAGCAACACUAGCAUUCAUUUGGAUUCAUCUUUCUGUCCACCUGAUCAAUGCUGUAUUGAUGAUACAAUAUUAACUAAUUCUUGCUCAGUUAGCUCUUUAGCUAAUAUAAAUGGGCAGUAAACGCUCAGCAGAGCUAUGCAGAACUGCAAGUUGGUGAUAAUUGUAUGUGGGUUUAUCACAUCAGAACACCUUUUCAAUACCAUUAGUCAUUUCAUCCAUUAUUAAUAUAAAAAUAUUGAUUAUUGCUGAUUUAAUACUGCACUGUGAUAUAUUGUAUUGUAUUAUAAGAUUUGAGUUCCUGCUGUAAUUGUCUAAAUAAAACCUCCAGUAUGCCA
Molecule: messenger RNA, 1778 nt
Organism: Micropterus salmoides (largemouth bass)
Lineage: Eukaryota; Metazoa; Chordata; Actinopteri; Centrarchiformes; Centrarchidae
Gene: cldn34a
Product: claudin 34a
Exons: 1
Coding region: 64-819 (251 amino acids)
Biological process (GO): bicellular tight junction assembly; cell adhesion
Cellular component (GO): bicellular tight junction; plasma membrane
Molecular function (GO): structural molecule activity
Source: RefSeq, a predicted model, not a curated record